Molecule: messenger RNA, 686 nt
Organism: Paramecium sonneborni
Lineage: Eukaryota; Ciliophora; Oligohymenophorea; Peniculida; Parameciidae
Source: the annotation of a GenBank genome assembly
AUGAAAUAGAAUAAAAGAUACAAUACUUUGACAGAUAAAUAAAGAGCUGAAAUUAUGGAACUUAAAAAUUAUAUGUCUUCAAAAUAGAUUUCAAAAGAAUUAAAAAUAAAUAUAAAGACAAUUCAAUCAGUUAAAUACUCUGAAAGGUAAUCAGAGUAUAAAAUUUUUAUAGAGGCUGUUAUAUAAUAUGUAGCUAACCAGUCCUUUUUAGUCUCUUAAGUAAAUUUUAUUUUUCUAGUUUCAGAUUAAUGAUGAAAAAAAAUUUAAAAAGUUAGUUAGAAAAAAAGUCCAUGAAGCUAUAUUUCCAAAAGAAACAAGCCAAUUUACUCAUUUAUUACCUAUUUAAAAGCAGAAUUCAAAUAAAAAAAGGAUAAUUGAAUAAAUAUUCUUUGGUAUUUAAAAAAAAAUUUUGACAAGUCCUUCUGAUUUCAAUAAUUUAUCUCCAAUAAAAAAUAAAGAAAAAAGUUCUCAUUCUCCUAGUUAUUCUGAAAUAGAUUUUCGAAAUGACCAAAACAUCUAACACUCUCCAGACUUUUAUUUUAAGAUUUAAAAAACCUAUGACGAUAUUGAAGUUUAAUCAGAGAUUAUUCCAUACUUUGAAAGUUCUUCUAUAAACUCUUCAACUACUUCCCAGUUUAUAAAUGAACUUUCAGAAGAAUAAUUAGGAUUCUAAUGAUGUCAUUAAU